Molecule: messenger RNA, 2127 nt
Organism: Physcomitrium patens
Lineage: Eukaryota; Viridiplantae; Streptophyta; Bryopsida; Funariales; Funariaceae
Biological process (GO): antimonite transmembrane transport; arsenite transport
Cellular component (GO): plasma membrane
Molecular function (GO): antiporter activity; arsenite transmembrane transporter activity; antimonite transmembrane transporter activity
Source: RefSeq, a predicted model, not a curated record
GGCAGAAUCUCUGCUGUUAGAGGGCACCCCGAGAUUGCGCGGUAGCUGCAAGGCCCGAAUGCACCUGAAAUGAUGCAUGAAUCUCGUACCGCUUCUUACUCAGCUCUGUGAAGAUUUAACUGCGCCCGCGAUUCUCCCUCAGAAGGGCUUUCCUCGCGCCACCACCCUCUCUCACGUCUCGUGGAGGCCUUCUCGUUGCAAUUUGAGGCACAGGCGGAAAAAUGGCAACGCGUCACGAGACAACGAGCAGUCGGUUGUCGAAUCCAGAGUGGGAUGCGGAAAAGAGGCCUAAAAUGGGGGAAGACGGACUUCCUUGGACAGCGCUAGAUGGGGAAGACUCAAAGAGGCCUGCAACGGGGAAUGUCGAAGUUACUUGCAAAGUACAAGAUGAGGAGCACUUGGGCAAUGUCACGCUGGAGAGCGGGCGCGAAGGACUGCGCUGUCGGUUUGCGUGGAACGCCAGUGUGGCGGACUUCCCAGCUCAACCCCAGAACAAGGGUGUCAAUUGCCACUGCUCCUCUGAGGCUAUGAAGAAUGCAACCAAAGUGUCUGUGGUUCUACCCACCGGAGAGGAACUCAUUUGUGAUUCUGUUCUACCUUCCAAGCCUGGAGCUGACGUCCCAAAUGUAGGGAGUGUGUACAAGAGGUUGUCUUUCGUAGACCGGUACUUGUUCGUGUGGAUCCUCGCCGUUAUGGCAAUCGCCCUCGUGGUGGGUUACAAGAGGCGAGAGGUGGCAAGGAAGCUCCAAGUCGCUGAAAUCGCGUCUGUUUCACUUCCUAUCGCCAUUGGCCUCUGGAUUAUGAUGUUUCCCGUCCUCUGCAAAGUCAAGUACGAAAUUCUGCCCGGCAUGCUUCGAAAGGGGCAACUCACUCGCACCCUCGUCGUCAGCCUGAUCUUCAACUGGCUUAUAGGACCCGCCUUGAUGACCGCACUUGCUUGGGCCACGCUCCCCGACCUCCCAGACUACCGAACAGGAGUCAUCCUUAUUGGUAUUGCCCGAUGUAUUGCCAUGGUCCUGAUCUGGAACGACCUCGCAAGGGGUCACUCCGAGCUCUGUGCUGUUCUCGUUGCCGUUAACUCCACUCUUCAAAUUCUGCUCUACCUCCCGCUCGCCCUUUUCUACAUCAAGGUUUUGGGUGGUUCGAGCGUCAACGUAAGCGUUUGGGACGUGGCCAAGAGCGUGCUCCUGUUUCUCGGUGUUCCUCUUGUAGCUGGCAUCGUCGUGCGCUACGCCAUAUUCCUAAUUGCAGGCAAGACGUGGUUCGAGAAGCGGUUCGUACCCGUCAUCAGCCCUCUAGCGCUCAUUGGCCUCCUCUUCACCAUUUUCGUCAUGUUCGUCAGUCAAGCGCACUCCAUCAUUGACAACAUCGGAAAUGUCUUCCGCGUGGCUGUGCCUCUCCUCCUCUACUUCAUGAUUGUCUUUUUCUCCUGCGUGUUCAUCUGCCGGGGCAUCAAGAUGACUUAUGAGGAAGUUGUGACCCAAUCUUUUACUGCUGCCAGUAACAACUUCGAGCUCGCCAUUGCUGUGGCGGUGGGCAGCUUCGGCAUCGACUCUGCGGAAGCGUUGGCAGCUACUAUUGGUCCUCUCAUUGAAGUGCCUGCACUCAUUGCUCUCGUCUACGUUUCUCUCUUUUUUAGGAAGAAAUUCUUCUAGGGGUGCUUGUGGUCUCGUCCCUUACACCUCUCCAGGCUUGAUCUGGAGUUUUAAUAGGAAAGAUUGGACCUAAUGAGGAGAAUUUUUAGUGAGACGUUGAUACCUCAGUAAUACAGUGGAAUAGCUUUUUCUUUUUUUUUUCUUUUUUUUUUCUUUUCUUUUUCCGUUCGUUUUUCCCAUGGCAGGUGCUUAUUUUCGCGCAGGUUAUCCGAGUUUGCGGUGACAGUGACCAUGUGUUUUAGGUGACAAAGCAAUUCAGCUUAUUGAGCUCUUCAGAGAUUCAUCUAUUGCUCAGUUACUGCUGGUUUCGUCGGAAAUGCUAUAGCUGCAGGAGUCAUAGCUCCAGUGUUAAUAUCCGCAAAAUUGGUGGAUAUCUUAUGGAUCGUCCUAGUUCUGUUCUCAAUGUUCUGUAUUGUCAAGAUUUAUUGUUAUGAUAUUGAUUUCGUUAGCUGCAAUAUUUAUGGCGUUUUAA